Molecule: messenger RNA, 1764 nt
Organism: Lolium perenne
Lineage: Eukaryota; Viridiplantae; Streptophyta; Magnoliopsida; Poales; Poaceae
Source: RefSeq, a predicted model, not a curated record
AAUAACAACUGCCGCAACCCACGCACUCACGGCUCAUCCAAUCACCCCACAUCCCUCAGCCACCACAGCAGUUGAUGACUUGAUGUGCCCUCCGCGAUGGCAGGUGAGCAGGCCUUCCAAUUGUGAUUUCGUCGCCGUCGCUCCCGAUGCCUCCUUUGCCCACAUCCUGCUGGUGCUCGCCGUGGGCGGCCGACGCAGGAAGAACCGCCACCGCCUCCGUACGGCCGAAAGAAAGGAUCUCCGAGCCGCUCAAGCUCUUGUGGGCCCUCUUCCUGCUGCUUUCGGUCCUAGCCAUCGCCGUCGGCCACUGGAAGAUCCCAGGUCUCGAUUUUGUGAGGGACGGUGUCCAGUGUCCAUGAGUUGAAGCCUGUAGAAAGUGAGUUGCAGGUCACCGUUGCUCCCCGGGUUGCCCCUGUCGCGAAGUUGCCGAUUGGACGCUGGGAAAUUGAGGGAGAAGGAAAAGUUCUGGACCGGCGACCUCGGUUGAGGUCAGAUAGGCGCGGCCGUGCUCUGGUUCGUGAAGAUUGCGCUCGCGUUCCCCGCAGCAGACAUUCACGCCGAGAGAUUGUAGAGGGCUGCUCUCAAAUCCGGGAUCUACAGUUUGUUGUUUGGUGAUCAUCAUAUCUGAUGUACUUCUCAUGGUAUAUGCCACUCCAUACAGGCUAAGGAUUCAUCAAAUGCCGGGCUUUCUUUUCUCUCUCUCUCCAUCUCUCCCGAACUCUCUGUUUCUGGUCUCUUCUUCAGCUCCUCCGGGCCGGACCGGAGCUUCUCCCGCCGGCGACGCCAUGCGGCGAGGGCAAAGGGAUGGCGCCGGGUUUAGAUUUAGGUUUAGUUUUUGUGUAGUGUUUACCUAUAUGGAGUAUGAGGGUAGGCUGUGGUAUCCCAGCGACCAGAUCCACCAUACCUUGAGCUUCCUUUUCCUCGCUGUAUACUGCUGGUGGCAGGCGGCGGCACUUGUGAAGACGAGGUGCAGGGUCAUCCCUCCAAAUAAGGUCUGCACUGGGAGAUUGGAGUGGGGGAUUUCUGGCCAGCCCCAGCUCGAUGCGGGAGUUCUUCUCGUUGCGGUGGUGCUCCCAUGGAGGGAGCCAAAUGCAGCGACGUUGGAGACUCCGUGCGUCUCCCUAAAUAAGGUCUGCUUUUGGGCUUUCUGCUGCUGCAUUUUUUCUUCAUAUCUGUCUCCUCCGGCUCGUGGCGGGAGCUUGGAGUUUGAUGACGGAUUGGUUAUCUUGGUGCGGCGGCCGAAGAUCUGCCCAUGCUGUUGGGUUUCGGAGAUUGGUCUUGCCACUGUUUUCUCUGUAUCUCACCAUGGUGGUGUUGAGAAGCGAAGGCAUGGUGCUGACCUUUGGCUUCAGAUCCAAUGGUGCUGGAGUAGUGACAUGAAGUUCAGAGCUUCAUUCUCGGUGGCCAUUGCUUGCCUGCCGACUCAGCUGGCCUUCUGGUGGCCAUCCUAUUCGCCGGCAGCUUCUCCCGGCGUCUCAGCUACCUCCAGGUGGAGGCCCUCUGCAGAGUUCGAUGCGGCGUUCUCCGUUUUCCCGGAGCCAAGUGGUUCUGUCCCCGGCGCCGAUGAAGACGGCCACUCCCUCUGCUUCAUUUGCAUCAGCGGUGAUAGAGGACCCGAUGGCUUUUUACAACUUCUAUGUAGGGUUUUUUAUGUAAAAUGUAGGGACCUAUCUAUGUGCUUAUGUAAGGUCCUUACUACAAAUGUACCUGCACCGCUGAAUUAAUGAAGUGUCCAGGCCCUUCGGGGUCUCUCCUUGUUCAAAA